Penicillium argentinense is the source of this 654-nucleotide messenger RNA. Its product is annotated as frataxin family protein. The record is from RefSeq and is a predicted model, not a curated record. Gene Ontology annotation, biological process: iron incorporation into metallo-sulfur cluster; intracellular iron ion homeostasis. Gene Ontology annotation, cellular component: mitochondrion. Gene Ontology annotation, molecular function: ferroxidase activity; iron chaperone activity; 2 iron, 2 sulfur cluster binding. Bases 1 to 654 code for a protein of 217 amino acids. Lineage: Eukaryota; Fungi; Ascomycota; Eurotiomycetes; Eurotiales; Aspergillaceae. The transcript is spliced from 2 exons.
AUGCUCUCCCGCACAGCUCCCCGGGUCCUCCGCUACACCGCACGGUCUUCAAACCGUCUCUCCUGUACCAGUGCCCCUUCCCGCACCCUCCGCCCAAGCUCCGGCUCCAACUCCAGCUCCAGCUCGCUCGCAGCUGCAGCUGCAACCCGCUCGUUCCACUCGACCCGGUCCUUCGCCAAGGGCCUCCAGCCUGACUCGGAGGAUCCCCAUCCGCCGCAGCCUCAGGCGCCUGUCGCUGGUGCCGCGGCACAUGUUACGGAGCCGAGUCCGUUGACGCCAGAGGAGUACUAUGAGUACUCUGAGCACUACUUUAAUGUUCUGCUUGCGGCAUUGGAGAAGGUGCAGGAAGAGGGAAGUGAUGUUGAGGCGGAGUAUAGUGCCGGCGUGCUAAACAUCAUCACCCCCGCACAUGGAACCUACGUUUUAAACAAACAACCACCCAACAAGCAAAUCUGGCUUUCCUCGCCCAUCUCCGGACCGAAGCGGUACGACUGGAUCGUCGAGGGCGACCGCAUGCACGAGAAGCAGGAGACUCGCGAGUUUGUCCAUGGGCAGUGGAUUUAUCUGCGAGAUGGAUCCAAUCUGACGGAUUUGUUGAAUGCGGAGUUGACGCUUAACCUGCCUAAGGAUAUUUACUCGCAGGUUGUGGAAUAG